AUGAGGAGUGAGGCUGGCUCCCCGGAGCUGUUGCCCUGGGCCCCGGAUACCGGAGGGCUGCUGGAGGGCUGCUGGAGGACAGCUGGGUGCAAGAGCUUGCCUACGGGCCCGUGCACCGCCUUCCUCCCGGAGUCCAGCUGCGGGAGGCGCUCCGGGCUCGCAGCCCCGCGGGCUCCGCUCGGGCCCCGUGCACCUGCCCGGGAGCUUGGGCGCCGGGAGCACCCGGGCGGCGCGAGGCCAGCACAGCGAGGCGCUGGGGGGCGUGGCCGAGACGAUGGGGGCGGGGCAGUGGGCGUGGCCGAGGGCGGGGGCGGGGCUCAGCCCGCUGCGCCUGCGCCCCGCGCGUCUCCCGCACACCUGUCCGUGUCCGCGAGCGCCGCUGUCAAUAAAGUUCUUGCGCGCCGGAAGCGGAAGCGGAAGCGCCGAGUCUCCAUGGCGGCGGCGGCGGCAGCGGGGCCGGUGCUCUGGAGGCGGCUGCUGGGGCUGCUGCCUGGCCGCCCCGGCCUGGCCGCGCUCCUGGGGCGCCUGUCCGACCGCCUGGGCAGGAACCGGGACCGCCGGCGCAGGAGGUCACCAUGGCUGCUGUUGGCUCCUCUGCUGUCCCCGGCUGUCCCCCAGGUCACCUCCCCUCCUUGCUGCCUGUGUCCAGAGGGUGUGCACAGGUUCCAGUGGAUCCGGAACCUGGUCCCAGAGUUCGGGGUCUCCAGUUCCCACGUCAGGGUGCUUGCUUCCCCGGCAGAGUUUUUUGAGCUUAUGAAGGGCCAGAUCAAAGUGGCCAAGAGACGGGUGGUGAUGGCAUCUCUCUACCUGGGGACAGGUCCUUUGGAACAGGAACUGGUAGAUUGUCUGGAAAGCACUCUGGAAAAGUCACUCCAAGCCAAGUUCCCUUCAGACCUCAAGGUGUCCAUCCUCUUGGACUUCACACGGGGCUCAAGAGGUAGGAAGAACUCCCGCACAAUGCUGCUCCCGCUGUUACAGAGGUUUCCAGAACAGGUCCGCGUCUCUCUCUUCCACACUCCUAACCUCCGUGGUCUCCUCCGGCUCCUGAUCCCUGAGCGCUUCAAUGAGACCAUUGGCCUGCAGCACAUUAAAGUGUACCUCUUUGACAACAAUAUCAUCUUGAGUGGUGCAAACCUGAGCGACUCCUACUUCACCAACCGCCAGGACCGCUACGUGUUCUUGCAGGACUGUCCCGAGAUUGCAGACUUCUUCACGGAGCUGGUGGACGCAGUGGGGGAUGUAUCCCUGCAGUUGCAGGGGGAUGACACAGUGCAGGUGGUGGAGGGGAUGGUGCAUCCUUACAAAGGUGACCGGGCCGCGUACUGCAGGGCGGCCAACAAGAGGGUUAUGGAUGUGAUAAACUCAGCUCGGGCCCGCCAGCAAGUGUUGCACGCCCAGACCUUCCAUGGCGACUCCCUUUUGACUCAGGAGGAUGCGGCAGCUGCUGGGGACCGGAGGCCAGCCCCCGAUACCUGGAUUUACCCGUUGAUCCAGAUGAAGCCCUUUGAGAUCCAGAUUGACGAGAUUGUCACUGAGACCCUGCUGACAGAGGCUGAGCGGGGCGCCAAGGUCUACCUCACCACUGGCUACUUCAAUCUGACCCAGGCCUACAUGGACCUGGUCUUGGGCACGCGGGCUGAGUACCAGAUCCUGCUGGCCUCCCCGGAGGUGAACGGCUUCUUCGGGGCCAAGGGGGUGGCAGGGGCCAUCCCAGCCGCCUAUGUGCACAUUGAGCGGCAGUUCUACAGGGAGGUGUGCAGCCUAGGCCAGCAGGAGCGGGUCCAGCUGCAGGAGUACUGGCGGAGGGGCUGGACAUUCCAUGCCAAAGGCCUCUGGCUGUACCUGGCAGGGAGCAGCCUGCCCUGUCUCACGUUGAUUGGCUCUCCUAAUUUUGGGUACAGGUCAGUUCACCGGGACCUGGAGGCCCAGAUCGCCAUAGUGACGGAGAGCCGGGCCCUGCAGCAGCAACUUCACCAGGAGCAGGAGCAGCUCUACCUACGCUCAGGUGUGGUGUCUUCCUCCACCUUCGAGCAGCCGAGUCGGCAGGUGAAGUUGUGGGUGAAGAUGGUGACUCCGCUGAUUAAGAACUUCUUCUGAGGAUGAACAGGUGCUGCCUUGUGAGGCCACAUGGAUGGCUUUGAUGAAGAUGACGGGCAUGGCUGGCGUCAGCUCCUUCAGCCUGGCUUCGGCGAUGACUCCGGUCUGGGUGUCCCAGCGAGCUCCUGCAGGACGGCACGGCGAGGUCAGCGUGGCCAUGGGGCCCUGCCAGCGGCGAGCCAGGGCCAGCUGGGGGGGGGGACGCCAGGGGCUGGACCUGCGCAGGAGCGGCUUGUGGGGGGGGGGCUGUGGGCAGAGGACCCGGAGAGGGUGCUGGGGCCCCACUGUGUGCCUCUGAGGGACAGCUCUGCCUCAAGCUCUCGGGGACACCGUGUACAUGUGUGGUGUCUUCAGAACCUGUCCGUUAGCCUCCUCAGCCUCAGGGGCAGGAAGCGGUGGUUGCGGCUGAAAGUCACAGGAGGUGUGCAUCGUCCAGCCUGUGUGCACGCGCAGCGCCCGCGAGCAUAUAUGCACGUGCACACGGAUCUUUGAUUUGCCUUUAACCAGACUGCUAUCGUUUUUACUCACCCUGUUAAUGGUGUUUGUGUUUCCUGUCUGUCAUUCCAAAAUAAACACGGGGAGCGGC
Molecule: messenger RNA, 2683 nt
Organism: Nyctereutes procyonoides (raccoon dog)
Lineage: Eukaryota; Metazoa; Chordata; Mammalia; Carnivora; Canidae
Gene: PGS1
Product: phosphatidylglycerophosphate synthase 1
Exons: 11
Coding region: 1-2097 (698 amino acids)
Biological process (GO): cardiolipin biosynthetic process
Cellular component (GO): mitochondrion
Molecular function (GO): CDP-diacylglycerol-glycerol-3-phosphate 3-phosphatidyltransferase activity
Source: RefSeq, a predicted model, not a curated record